AUGGAUGUCGAGGUGGAGCUCUCCUCGCGUCCUAGUGGAGGCGGCUCGCCAGCAUCAACGCCCGUCCCGCUGGUCUCAGUCUCGGGCAUCUCGGACAUCGACGCUGACAGCUCCAUGGGCAUGUCCCGGAUGCUUUCCACCGUCUCACGGGGCUCGCCGCAAGUCCGCCCGCAGCAAGACCCCGGCGAGCACGGGCCGCUGGCCGUCGACGAGUGGGCCGACCCGGCCCUGCGCGAGCGGCUGCUGUCGGCCUCCAUCGAAGCUUUGCUGGAGCACUCUGAUGCCCAACACGCAGUCGAGGCUGUCAUGGCGCAUCGCGAGGUGGGUGAGGACACCAAGUCGCGGGUCCUCGGCAAGCACUGGGCACUCUCGUCGUCAUCGGACGUCGAGACCGGGCUCGCCCUCUCAGCCCGGGUCCGCGAGCUCGCCUACCUCGUGGCGCUGGUCGACCGGGCGUCGACGCGGCAGUCGCGGUCGCCGCGCAAGGGGAGCGCCAAGCCGCUCGACCGGCGGUUUGCACGGCGGCGGUCGAGCGUCGCCCCCUCGGCACCAUCGGCCACGGUCGUCGAGCAUGUCGGUGGCGAGGUGCGGGCGCAGGUGUGGAAGACGCUGGCGUCGCUGCAAGAGAUUCCGACGACCGAGCGACUCCGCGAGACCAACAUGGUGGUCAACGCUGUCGAGGGCCUGCUCACCGCACCCCUGGUGGCUCGCAAGAAGGAGCGCGCCCGCUCGCCGGACGCUCGCAAGCGUGAGCGCCGUGAGCGUGCCCGCGCUCUCAUGCGCGACCCUACCGGCGCUGGAUCCUCGGUCCUCUCCUCGCUCCGCCGCGGAAGCGUGACCGGCGCCACCGGCUCGCGCCGCGGCUCGGUCCACUACUCGUCGGCCACCGUCGACGACGACACCUUUGAGGACGCGCUGCGGAUCCAGGUCUCGCUCGAGCUCACCCGCAUGCGGCUGGGCCUGUUGGAGCCGGUCGUCUUUGACCUGAUGUUCUUCCUCUCCAAGCUCGACCUCUCAUACAACUCCAUCUCGCACCUCCCGCCCACCAUCGCCCGCAUCGCCAACCUCCGCGAGUUCAACAUCUCACACAACACGCUUGCUGACCUCCCUCGUGAGCUCGGCCUGUGCAAGCAGCUUGAAGUCCUCGACCUCUCAGGCAACGUCAUCGAGGAGCUGCCGGCGUCGCUAGGCAAGCUGCCGCUGCUGCGGACGCUCCGCGCCUGUGGCAACAAGCUCACCACGCUCCCGGCCUCGUUUGUACGCCUCGACCUCCAAGAGCUCGACCUCUCGCACUGCUGCUUUGCCGAGCUGCCUGCCGAACUGGCGGUCCUCACCUCGCUCAAGAGUCUCAUGCUGUAUGGCAACCCGCUGGUCUCGCUCCAGGCUAUUACCCUCAUCGACUCGGGUGACCGCUUUGGCGUGCUCGAGUACGUGCUGGCGCGCGCGACCCAGCGCGCACUGUAUCUGGUCGGUGCCGCCGUCUCGCCCAUCCACCCGGACCCGCAGUUUGUCAAGACCGGCAAGGUGAGCCGUCUCUUGUCGGCCCAGAGUCUCCUCGAAGUGCCGUCGGUCUCGACGGCGGCCUCGUCAAGCGACGGCUCGUCUUGCUCAGACUCCCACUCGAGCUCCUCGGCGAGCUCGACCGGCGCCUCCAACUUUGCUGCUCUCCACCUCGCCUCGCUCGGCCAUCACAUCCCGAAGUCGCCGUCACUCACCCGCGAGCACUCGGCGCUCAUUGUCGAGGCCGACGCUUUGGCCAAAGAGGCCGACACCCACCUUGCCGCCCUUCUUGACAAGCUCGACACUUCGCUCACCUCCGCUGCCGUCCUCAACUCGUUUGAUGACGAGCUGAGCGCCCUCGAGGCCUACUUUCCCGACUACGUGGCCCACGUCCGCGCCAACGGCUUUGCCGAGCUGCACGAGCGGUGCGAGGAGGUCAAUGAGCUCCGUGCUGAUCUCCAUGACCUGUACGACCACAUCUGCCUCGAGCGCGAGCACAUUAUCACUCUCCGCGACGAGCACACCACCAUCUCCCAUGUCCGCGCCGAUCUCGAGCGCGAACUCAGCGCUGCCGUCGAGUGCGAAGCCUGGCUCCUGGACCGCAUCUCUCACGCCCGUCGCGAGCAGGACCGCAUGCUCAUCCAGAUCGAAAAGCUCCAGUCGCGCAUCGAUGGUCGUGACUACACCCGCAUGCGUGACACUGCCGACGCACAGAAGCGUGCGGCUAGGUCCGAUGCCCAUGGCCCGGCCGUCCCGCUCAUGUGGUGGCAGCACUGAGAGCAAUGAAACACACUCCAAG
Molecule: messenger RNA, 2299 nt
Organism: Thecamonas trahens ATCC 50062
Lineage: Eukaryota; Apusomonadida; Apusomonadidae
Product: leucine-rich repeat-containing protein 2
Exons: 2
Coding region: 1-2277 (758 amino acids)
Molecular function (GO): protein binding
Source: RefSeq, a predicted model, not a curated record